Messenger RNA from Camponotus floridanus (Florida carpenter ant), 1520 nucleotides. RefSeq names its product peroxisomal (S)-2-hydroxy-acid oxidase GLO5 (gene Hao). Gene Ontology annotation, molecular function: FMN binding; oxidoreductase activity. Bases 239 to 1339 code for a protein of 366 amino acids. The record is from RefSeq and is a predicted model, not a curated record. Lineage: Eukaryota; Metazoa; Arthropoda; Insecta; Hymenoptera; Formicidae. The transcript is spliced from 10 exons.
UACUCACUGAAAGAAGACAGUCGAAGAAUUCAAUAGAGAUUCAGAAGACACACAGAUAGAGAGAUAACUGAUAUUUUGUAAAAAUUUUAUAUGACCGAACCAAUGUAUAUGUUAUCUGUAUACCAGUUUAUGUAUGAGAACAGUCAGUCGUCUGUUGGUGAUCGGGAUGAACAGAUGAGAACAGUGAAUUAUUUGGACUUUGAUUGCAACGAUAUUAAUAUCAUUUUAUCUCAAUAAAAUGGCAGCGUAUGUGUGUGUCAACGAUUAUGAGAAAUAUGCUCUGGAACAUUUGCCUCCCUCCAUAAGGGAUUAUUACAAGAGCGGUGCAGGAGAUGAGUACAGCCUAAAAUUGAAUAGGGAGGCUUUCAAAAAUUACAGGAUACGUCCUAGAUUUUUACGAGACGUGUCAAAAAGAGAUAUAAGCACAACAGUAUUGGGACACAAAGUUUCAAUGCCCUUGGGAGUCGCACCUACUGCGAUGCAACGUAUGGCGCAUCCCGAUGGAGAAUGUGCCAAUGCAAGGGCUGCUCAAGCAGCAGGGACGAUUUUUAUUCUUUCGACGAUAUCGACGAGUAGCAUAGAGGAAGUGGCGGAAGCUGCUCCGAAUGGUAUAAAAUGGUUCCAGCUCUACAUUUAUAACGACAGAAAUGUUACCCUGAAUUUGAUAAGACGCGCCGAACGUGCAGGUUUCAAAGCAUUGGUUUUUACUAUCGAUGCGCCGUUCUUUGGCGAUAGACGCCCUGAUAUAAAAAAUAAAUUCGCAUUACCGAGUCACUUGAGAUUUGCAAAUUUCGAAGGUGAAUUAUCACAACGAAUAAACAGCGCAAAAAUCGGCUCUGGUCUUAGUGAAUAUGUUAACUCACUAUUUGAUGCGACCUUGUCCUGGGAUGAUGUAAAAUGGCUUAAAAGAACUACAACACUACCGAUAAUUCUCAAAGGAAUUCUAACGGCAGAAGAUGCACAUUUGGCCGUGGAAAGUGGGGUCGCCGGCAUUAUCGUUUCGAAUCAUGGUGCACGUCAAAUAGACAGCGUUCCAGCAACGAUUGAAGUAUUACCUGAAAUAAGCAAAGCCGUAGGAAAUCAAGUCGAAAUUUAUAUGGAUGGUGGAGUGACUGAGGGUAUCGACGUAUUAAAAGCCUUGGCACUGGGCGCAAAAAUGGUAUUCUUUGGUCGACCAAUGUUAUGGGGUUUGACGUACGAUGGUGAAAAAGGUGCCUAUCAAAUUCUUGAACUUAUGAGAAGAGAAAUCGAUCUAGCAUUCGCAUUAACUGGCUGCACAUCAGUAAAAGAUGUUACACGUGACAUGGUAAUUCAUGCAUCGUAUUAUAGCCAUUUAUAAAAAUAAAUGAAGAUUUUGAUAUACAGCAAUGUCAAAAUUUGUAUACAUAUAUAAAUGUCAAGUAUGAUAAUGAAAGAUUAAUAUUAAGAUAAAUUGUGUAACAGAUUUAUUAUAUUAACUGUGUAACAGAUUUAUAUAUAGAAGCAAAGUAUAAUCAUUUAAAACUAAAAUAUUAUAUGCC